This is a messenger RNA of Chelmon rostratus (copperband butterflyfish), 2311 nucleotides long. It is a transcript of the gene fez1, whose product is annotated as fasciculation and elongation protein zeta 1 (zygin I). The record is from RefSeq and is a predicted model, not a curated record. Gene Ontology annotation, cellular component: cytoplasm; axon. Lineage: Eukaryota; Metazoa; Chordata; Actinopteri; Chaetodontiformes; Chaetodontidae. The coding region runs from base 101 to 1318 and encodes 405 amino acids. The transcript has 10 exons.
ACAGACUCUGCUUGACUGAGAGGACGCUGCCUUCACACCAAGCCAGAACAACAGCGGCACAUUCACUCCAGGGCUCAGAGAUUAACAGACAGGGGACACCAUGGAAGCCCCUCUCGUGUGUUUGGACGAGGAGUUUGACGACCUCCGGCCAUGCCGCAUGGAUGAGCUAGACCAUCCAGCGCUCAACCACUCCUCCUACUCCACCACCACCACCGUUCCCCUUGCCUCCAUCACGCGCGAGGACUUCUCCGAGCUGGAGAAUUUCUCUGAAAUGAUGAGCUUCAAGUCGAUGGAGGACCUGGUCAACGAGUUUGACGAGAAGCUCAAUGUCUGCUUCCACAAUUACAACACCAAGACGGAGGGCUUGGCGCCCAUACGCAACCAGUCACACAACCAGGAGGAUGAGGAGAGGCUGCAGGACGAAGAUGUGUGGGAUGCUCUAACUGAUAACUACAUCUCCACCUGGGACGGCCCCGCCUCCGAGGGACUCAACGGCAAUCUUUCUGACCAGGAGAUCCAUGAAAAAGAGGAGGAGAUGAAUGAGAAGAAUGACAAUGCCAACUGCCUGAACGAAGAGCCUCUUAUCACAGCCGAUCAGGUCAUUGAGGAGAUAGUCGAGAUGAUGGAGAACUCUCCGGAUCCUGGUGAAACUGAGGAAGAGGAUGAAGAGGAGAGCAGUCACUGCUCCUCAAGGACCAACCCCUCCCUGCUGGAGGAGAUCAGGCAGCUGUCACAGGCCUCCAACAACAACUGCUCCUACGAAGGCCUGAGCCUGAUGCCCAGCUCAGCGCUAGUUGAACUGCUGCAUCGGGUGGAGGCCGCCAUCCGCGAGUACUCAGAGGAGCUGGUCAGCCAGCUGGCUCGGCGUGAAGAGCUGGAAUUUGAGAAAGAGGUGAAGAACACAUUCAUCACGGCUCUGAUGGAGGUUCAGAACAGGCAGAAGGAGCAACGAGACAGCAGCAAACGCCGGCGCCGGGACAAAGCCCUGAGCCUUCAGGGGGGAGGGAUGACAUCUGUGAACGGAGGGAGUACCGGCUCCACGGGCCCCACGGAGAAGACAGGGAGCAUGCCUGUAAAGCGUUUCAGCAUGGAGGGACUGUCUAACAUUCUGCAGACGGGCAUCAGACAGACAUUUGGAAGCACAGGAAAUGAGAAACAGUAUCUAAACACAGUUAUUCCAUAUGAGAAGAAAGGCACCCCUCCAUCUGUCGACGACCUGCAGAUGCUCACAAAAAUUCUUUAUGCCAUGAAGGAGGACAGUGAGAAGGUGCCUACACUGCUAACCGACUACAUACUGAAAGUCUUGUGUCCUACCUAAAGCACCACCAGGCCAGGGGCCGCAGUGUGAUGAUGAAUUCUUCCCCCGAGGGAUUUUCCAACCCUCCUCGCCUCUGGCCCGAGCUGCAUGACCUCCCCUCUUUGACCAUUAUCAACCAUGGAUCCUCACCAUCAACAUUAUUGUAUUCACCUCAACUAUGACUACUGCCUUUCGCUGAGCUCACCUUCUCCCAUCCUACACAUUAAGCUCAGGCCUGACCCAAAAUGGCCUCCAUCUGUAUCGUUAAACAAAUGGAACGGCCAAUCCCACUUUUAAAGGACUUCACUAAUGGAGCAUGACAUGCUAUCAAAUAUCACUACACCACUUUGGUACAGGGAUACAACGUUAUCAUUGCUUUCUUGUCCUUCUUUUCUUUCCUUUAUGGUUUCUUUUUUAAUUUUCUUUGUUUCCUCUAACAGAAUUUUAAUGUUGCCAAGUUUUGACACUUAUUCAUAAACUGACCUGUUGACCACUGGGUUGUUGAUUGAUUGUUUUAUUCAUUGAUUCAUAUGGACUACAUUGUAAAAAACACGGAAUGCCAUAUUGCAUCCACAAGUGAUCAUCUCCCUGUAUUGUUUCAGAUGAAAACAGUGAUUCAUUUGAAUACACAAGCCAUGCACCUUUCUCUGCCAACUUAGUACUGUAGCUCCACGUGAAUGAAAAGAAACACAGGACUAUUACGGGUGCAGUGCAGUGCAUUACAAAGCCUUUUUCUCUUUUUCUUUUUGCUUCACUAUCUGAAUAUCCAGUGCUCUUCUGACUUUUUUGAAAUUUCUUUUAACUUCUAUCUAAAUAUUUGAUAUAAACUCUGUUGCUGAUUUUCUACUAUUAUUUACUGUGUCAUCAGAGCAGCAGGCUUCUGUGCAUUCCACCCCGUUCAGCCACAUGGAGGUGUGUCACUGAGUUUUCCUUGGAAAGAUCAUCCCCUGAUGAAAUGAGCUCAUUUCAGUAAAGGUGUGCAUAUUUGCAUAUUAGCAUAUUUAUGACUUCCUU